GUUAUUUAUUUAUUUACUAUUAUUAUUAUUAUUGAUUUUCUGGCGUACAGAAUUCAACAACCAAGUUAUCUUGAAGUAAUUAUUGCAUCUGCCUCUCAAAAUUCAAAAACCCACCCUUCAUUCUUCAACUUCCCCUCCUCGAAUCCCCUGCCAUGGCUGCCAUUUCGCGGUUCAUAGCUCCGCUUCUAUUGCUCUCUCUCGUCAAUCUCUGCAAUGGAGGUAUUACCAGUAGAUUCAUGAGGAAACUUGAAGCCUCCGUCGAUAUGCCCGCCGAAGCUUUCCCCUCACCCGCCGGUCACAACGCACCGGAACAGGUCCAUAUAACACAGGGAGAUCGCCAUGGCAGAGGCGUUAUAAUUUCUUGGGUGACGCCAUUGUCGCCUAAACCUAAUGUUGUCAGAUAUUGGGCCGCGAAUAGCGACGAGAAGCACGACCACAAAGUACAGUCGAGAAUCACCACUUAUAAAUAUUAUAAUUACACUUCGGGAUUCAUCCACCACGCCACCAUUAAGGAUCUUGAGUACGACACCAAAUACUUUUAUGAGAUUGAGAGUGGCGAUGCAACGCGUCGGUUUUUUUUCACAACGCCUCCCGCCGUCGGUCCUGAUGUUCCAUACACAUUCGGCAUCAUUGGCGAUCUUGGACAGACUUAUGAUUCGAAUCAAACGUUUGAGCACUAUUAUUCAAAUUCGAAGGGACAAGCGGUGCUGUACGUCGGAGAUCUUUCUUACGCUGACAAUCAUCCGUUUCACGAUAACAGGAAGUGGGAUACCUGGGGUCGAUUUGUCGAGAAGAGCACUGCAUAUCAGCCGUGGAUUUGGACCGCCGGUAACCACGAGUUGGAUUUUGCUCCAGAAAUUGGAGAAAACACCCCGUUUAAGCCUUUUACGCAUCGGUAUCACGUCCCUUACAAAUCAGCUCAAAGCACAUCGCCGCUCUGGUAUUCCAUCAAGCGUGCUUCUGCCUACAUUAUAGUCCUUUCUUCUUAUUCUGCUUAUGGAACAUAUACUCCACAAUAUGAGUGGCUACAAAAGGAAUUUACGAAGGUGAAGAGAGAGGAGACACCAUGGUUGAUUGUUAUGCUUCAUUCUCCUUGGUAUAAUAGUUACGAGUACCAUUAUAUGGAAGGGGAGAGCAUGAGGGUCAUGUUUGAACCCUGGUUUGUUCAGAACAAAGUGGAUCUUGUUCUUUCUGGCCAUGUCCAUGCUUAUGAGCGUUCGGAGCGAGUGUCCAACGUGAGAUACAAUAUUACAAAUCGAUUAAGCACUCCAAUUAGAGACAUUAAUGCGCCAAUCUACAUAACAAUUGGCGAUGGCGGCAAUAUUGAAGGCCUGGCUAACCAAUUCACAGAACCACAACCAAGUUACUCGGCAUUUAGGGAGGCAAGCUUCGGACAUGCAGUGCUUGAAAUAAAGAAUCGAACUCAUGCAUAUUAUACAUGGCACCGCAACCAUGACAAUGAGCCUGUUGCUGCAGAAUCGCUUUGGAUAUAUAACAGAUAUUUUUACCCCGAAGAUGAGAGUUCUCAAUAGCUAGCUUUUGAGUAGUCUAACCCAUUCAAAACAAAUAUUUCCUUUUCGCGUUCUGUAGGCCAAUGGUAGUGCCUUUCAAUUUCUACUUUUUUUUUUUUUUUUUUUUUAAUGGUCUGCUAAUUUAAUAUCUUCAUUCCUGUUGCCCACAAAAGUGAAUAAAAAUUAACUAUGGGUUGUACUUA
This is a messenger RNA of Benincasa hispida (wax gourd), 1714 nucleotides long. Its product is annotated as purple acid phosphatase 5. The record is from RefSeq and is a predicted model, not a curated record. Gene Ontology annotation, molecular function: metal ion binding; acid phosphatase activity. Lineage: Eukaryota; Viridiplantae; Streptophyta; Magnoliopsida; Cucurbitales; Cucurbitaceae.